AGUGAUGAGACACCUUCCUACUGUAACUCACCUGACUGGCACGUGACUAAACAUGUGGAUGACUACUGCAUACGUCAUCAUACUGUUAGUUGAGAUGAUGACGAUUACAACGUCAGAAAACACAACCCUCUCCUCUACCUCUACUUCCACCUCCAACUCCACCUCUACUUCUACCUCCAGCCCAGAGAGUGUGGACGUGGAGUGCAAGGAUCGCUCCUACCUGGACAACUGUCUCAAGAAGUUGCCUCCCAUCCUGGAGAAGUCUGAGAUGAAGGGGAUCCCCAGCUCCAAGACUGACGUCGACGCGUCCUGCAGUGCGUUCAAGAUAGGCAUGGGAUGCAUGGAUACGUUUGCAAACACUUGUCUUUCAACAACAGACAAACAGACAUUAGACGCUCAUGUCGCUGGUGCCAGACACACGUUCAAGUUCCUCUGUGACGACCCUGUCUUCCAGUCUGAAUACUUGCAGUACACAUCUUGCUACAAGGCCAUCAGCAAGGACUGGGACAACUGCGCCAACAGGUUCGUCAGUCUUGUCAGAGAGGAGGUGGCGAGGAAGAGCUACACCAUGGAGUCUAGACUGCUGGAGCUCUGCUGUGCAAGACACGGGUUCCUCAAGUGCGUGUACGUAGCUGCUCGGCUCAAGUGCAAGAAAGAGGAGGCUCUGUUCAUCAAGAAGAUCGCUGACACGUUGUCUAACAUGCGUGUGUACUCCAAGCACUGUCGCAACGUGGACGUGGCGUUCUGUGGAUCAGCUGAUCGUCCACUCCUGUCAGCGCUGCCUCUACUGCUGCUCUGGACAUUGGCCUUGGUCAAGUGA
This is a messenger RNA of Macrosteles quadrilineatus (aster leafhopper), 820 nucleotides long. RefSeq lists its product as uncharacterized. The coding region runs from base 53 to 820 and encodes 255 amino acids. The record is from RefSeq and is a predicted model, not a curated record. Lineage: Eukaryota; Metazoa; Arthropoda; Insecta; Hemiptera; Cicadellidae. The transcript has 5 exons.